AUGUCGACGUCCUCCAGUUCAGGGGUGGUGCUCCCACAGUAUCCUGCGACAUAUUCGGGAAUCCCAGAACGGCUGCUGCACAAGGCCAUCCGCGAGAAAUCGAGGAUAUGGAAAAAUCAAACAAAAGAGGCCCAAACUCCGAGGGAAAGAGGCUUGGCCAUUCCCCCCGGCAUUGGUCGUUCAGACUUUCUCCAGGCGCUGGAGGAGUUGGCGCAAACCCUCGGCAAGGAGCACGUAGUAUUGAAUGAUCAGCCUCUUGAAGAUGGCUGGUACUUGGAGCAGCCCAACACGCACGAUUCUUACAUGAUCAUGGACGGAGAAGAGACGGUGUCGUCAGCUUGUGUUUAUCCCGGCAGCGUUGACGACGUUCAACUUGUGGUGAAGUGGGCCAACAAACACCUUGUUCCCUUGUAUCCAAUCUCCAUGGGACGAAACUUGGGCUAUGGAGGAGCCGCACCCCGCGUUCGAGGAUCAGUCGUUGUUGAUCUGGGCAGACGGAUGAACAAAAUCUUGGACAUUGAUCCGGAUGACUGCACAUGUCUGGUCGAGCCGGGGGUGUCUUUUUACGCACUAUACGAAGAGAUCAAAAAGAGAGGAUAUACGAUGUGGGUGGACACGCCAGACCUUGGAGGUGGGUCGAUUAUUGGGAAUACUCUGGAGCACGGAGUCGGCUACACGCCAUAUGGAGAUCACUGGUCGACUCAUUCGGGCCUGGAAGUUGUUCUUCCAACCGGUGACCUGGUCAGAACUGGUAUGGGAGCUCUUCCGGGCAACAAUACCUGGCAGACGUUUCCUUACGGGUUUGGGCCAAUAUCAGAUGGGAUCUUUUCUCAGUCAAACUUUGGAGUGGUCACGAAAAUGGGCGUGGCUCUGAUGCCAGAUCCCGGGGGCUGCGAGAGUUUUAUGUAUACCUUCGAGCGCGAAGAUGACCUCUUGCUAUUGAUCGAUAUUGUUCGACCGUUGAGAAUUGCCAACUUGCUCGAGAAUGUGGCGCAAAUCAGACACAGCACCGUGGAGCUGGCCGUUUCAGGGCUCCCACGCUCACACUAUUACCAAGGCGCCGGGCCGAUACCCGAAGAAGUGCUGCAGUCCCAUCUUGAGUCAACGCCGCUUGGGCGAUGUUCCUGGAUAUACUAUGGGACUAGCUAUGGGCCUGAAAAUAUUCGAAAAUACAAACUGGACAUUGUCCAUCGAGAAUUCACCAAAAUCCCUGGCGCCAAAAGGAUUGAUACUCAGACGUUGCCAAAGGACCACUAUUUCUGGUCUCGGGCCAGAAUUGCUGGAGGUGAACCAGACUUCGAAGAGCUUUCGUAUAUGAACUGGGUUCCCAACGGAGCCCAUCUAGGAUUCAGCCCUGUUUCACCCACUCGAGGACUGGACGCCCUAAAGCUUUGGAAAAUAGCCAAAAAGAGGCAUGACGAGCACGCAAUCGAUCUCUUUAUCGCAUUCUGUGUGGGCCUGAGAGAACUUCAUAUGAUCAACCUCGUGAUUUAUGACCGGGGGAGCGUCCAAAGGAGAGAGGCCGUCGAAAAAUGCAUGCGGUCGAUGAUCGACGAUGCAGCGAAACAAGGCUACGGGGAGUAUCGCACCCAUCUCCUCUUCCAAGACCAGGUCGCCCGGACAUACAACUGGAACGAUAAUGCUCUUAUGAAGUUCAAUGAAAAACUGAAGGAUGCUCUAGAUCCGAAUGGCAUUCUCGCGCCAGGGAGAUGUGGUAUCUGGCCGGAACGUUAUCGAGGCCGAGGCUGGGAGAUCGGAAAGGAAGGAAGAGGAACUUCUGAAGGACAAGGAGUUGGACCUCCUGGAGCAGGUGUGAAACUGUGA
Molecule: messenger RNA, 1824 nt
Organism: Cladophialophora bantiana CBS 173.52
Lineage: Eukaryota; Fungi; Ascomycota; Eurotiomycetes; Chaetothyriales; Herpotrichiellaceae
Exons: 7
Coding region: 1-1824 (607 amino acids)
Biological process (GO): lactate catabolic process
Cellular component (GO): mitochondrion
Molecular function (GO): D-lactate dehydrogenase (NAD+) activity; FAD binding; D-lactate dehydrogenase (cytochrome) activity
Source: RefSeq, a predicted model, not a curated record